CAAAAUUAUAUUGAACGUUCAAAUAAAAAACUGAAUGGAACGUUAACCUUUCAUAUCCCCACUGUUACUCCUCUGCUCCCCUCCCCCUAAAAAAACAGUACUGUACAAUUGUAUUCCCUACGUUGUAGACCAUCGUAUCUACGAAAUUAAAGCAAACGUUUCAAAAAAUGUCUCUUAUUCCUGGCAUUGCAAUUCAAAAUCCAUAUCUUCUAUUUGCCGAUUCUUAUCCAAACCAAAUUGUGCAUACAAAUUAUUUGCAGAUUAGUAGAAGGCAGACCAGGAGAAGAAGGCGUUCAUUGAUUCGUGCCGACUGUAAACCCUCUGUAAAUCCCGUGUACAUUCCAACCCCUGCUCAAAGACACCUCCGGACUCCUCACAGCGGGUAUCAUUUUGAUGGAAGUAUUAGGAGAUUUUUUGAAGGUUGGUAUUUCAAAGUGUCCUUACCUAAACAGAAGCAGAGUUUCUGUUUUAUGUAUUCGGAUGAGGAUCCAGCCUUCAAUAGAAAAUCUGGGGCCUUGGAAGAAUUAGUGAUUGGACCACGCUUUCCAGGAAUUGGAGCUCAGAUCCUUGGUGCAGACGAGAAGUACAUUUGCCAAUACUCAAAUGAUGUUCAAUCUUUUUGGGGAAGCAGACAUGAAUUGGCUUUAGGGAAUACAUUUUUACCCAAGAAUGGUGCUUCACCACCAAAGAGGGAGAUGAUUCCGCAGGAAUUUUGGCGAAGCGUGGAGGAAGGGUUCCAAGUUACCCCACUUUGGCAUCAAGGAUUUAUUCGUGAUGAUGAAAGGUCUACAUAUGUCCAAACUGUAAAGACUGCACGUUGGGAAUACAGCACUAGGCCUGUGUAUGGCUGGGGUGAUGUUGGGUCUAAACAGAAGGCAACUGCAGGCUGGUUAGCAGCUCUUCCUGUUUUUGAACCACAUUGGCAAAUAUGUAUGGCAGGUGGUCUUUCUACAGGAUGGAUAGAGUGGGAUGGUCAAAUAUUUGAAUUUGUGGAUGCACCAUCAUAUUGUGAAAAGAAUUGGGGUGGUUCCUUUCCUCAGAAAUGGUUUUGGGUUUAAUGCAAUGUAUUUGAGGGUGCUGUUGGAGAAGUUGCCCUGACUGCAGGUGGUGGAAGAAGAUUACUUCCAGGCUUUUCAAAUACAUAUGAGGAGGUUGCCAUGGUGGGUGUUCACUAUGAUGGGAAGUUCUAUGAAUUUGUGCCAUGGAAUGGUGUUGUUGAGUGGGAAAUCUCCCCGUGGGGUUCCUGGGGCAUGACUGCUCAAAAUGAUUUGUAUGAGGUUGAACUAGAAGUGACAACACAAUCACCUGGCACAAUUUUACGAGCUCCAACAAAUGAGGCUGGUUUUGUGCCAUUCUGUAAAGAUACCUGUUAUGGUGAUCUUAAAUUACAGAUAUGGGAGCUAACCAGAGAUCGUCGUCGAGGCAAGGUUAUUCUUAAUGGAACUAGUGAUUUGGCAGCUGCAGAAGUGGGUGGAGGACCAUGGUACAGUACUUGGAGGAAACAAAGCUCAUCACCCGCGCUAGUGAAACCACUCUUGGGUCUCUCAUUAGACGUGGAGGAGCUAUACAAUGCAGCUCCGAUAUUGAAGCCACCUGGUCUUUAGAGUGUAAAUUGUUUCUGUUUCAAUUUUGUGGUCAUUGUAAUAGGAAGUUUGUUAAUUUCCCAUUUGGUCCUAUGAAUUGAUGAAACCAUCCCUCGGCACAUUGGCUGUGGUCUGUGCUUUUUUUAAAUUUCUUUUAUAUAUUAUACAUUUAGGUUUUUUAUGGGGCCAUGUCAUCAGUAGCAUUUUUUUGUGAAAUAACCAACAUAUAUGCUAGAUAAAUGCAUUGUUCUAACCAGAAGUGUUGGAGAAGGCAGAAUGUGAUCCUUUUUGCAGCUCUGCGGGAAACUGUAAGUUUUGUCAUGGAAAACAAAUUUGAUAAUUUAUUAUAUUUCACAGCAUUUCACUGGGAUGCUCUAAAAUUUAUUUUUAUUAGAUUGACAGGAUAUUGCUGACUGCAACUUAUUCCUGCACUCUAGACUUGACUCGACAGGUUGAAGAAUCAGAGCAGACUUGACUUUCGGAAAAGUAAAUCAUGAAAUGACUAGGUAGAGAGUUAAAUCUAGUUGUUUCCAAAGAGAAUAGGUGCAAACUUGGGAGUACUCUGAUCCUUGUGGAAAGUGUUGUAUCUGAGUUAUAUGGUCAGUGACUAAACUUUUAGAUUCAUUAAUUCUUGUCUUAGUCUAUGGAGUAUGGAUAUAAAUUUAAGGUUUUCCUUCAGCAUAGUUACCAGAUUUGACUGUAUCUGACUGAAUCGGAAUUUUCUUGAUAGAGCAAUACGAUUAUUAGUUUUCCAA
Messenger RNA from Cryptomeria japonica (Japanese cedar), 2338 nucleotides. Its product is annotated as probable tocopherol cyclase, chloroplastic. Gene Ontology annotation, molecular function: tocopherol cyclase activity. The transcript is spliced from 10 exons. The record is from RefSeq and is a predicted model, not a curated record. NCBI's taxonomy places the organism in Eukaryota, Viridiplantae, Streptophyta, Pinopsida, Cupressales, Cupressaceae.